ACCGACUGUCCAGAAGCUGCCAAUUCGCGCGCCACGGACUUUUGCAUGCGCCGCUAAGCUCGUGGGAGCAGCAUGAACGAGGAGGAUGACUAUGAGAAUGGCGCCAGCUCCGCCGAGGAGGAAGACGAGGCAGAGGAGAACGAUGCCAUGGACGUAGACGACGACGAUGAAGGGGAUGAAGGGGAUGACGGCGACGGCGACGGUGACAAUGACGACGACGAUGCGGAGGGGGACAACGACGACGAUGAUCAAGAUCAAGAUCAGGACCAAGACCAGGACCAGGACCAAGACCAAGAUCAGGACCAAGACGAGCCCGACAGUCCCUCCCAGCAGCCGCGAAGCAGAAGCCCUCAUCCCUCAGAUACCAACCCCACUCUCACCCGUACAUCGCCCAGUCCUCGGGCGGCCGCGUCGGGUGUUCUAGGCAACCUACCCUUCCGACCCAGCGUGCGUCAAGAGGCUCUCAAUGCCCCCGUUUACGAUAUCAUCCCAACAAUAGCCGCUCCGCAUAGCACCUCAAUCAACGCUAUCACGUCUACGCCAGACAUGCGAUGGGUUUUCAGCGGGGGCGCAGACGGGUACAUCAGGAAGUUCAAUUGGGUGGAUACUGCGAAUGGAAAGCUCGCCCUCACCGUGGCCCAGAGACAUCCCUUUGUGGAUUCAGUCACAAAAGCGGGCGUGCUCCUUUCGUAUUGGGAGAACGAGGACAGCUCAGGAGCUUCCGAGAGCCUGUCUCCGGUAUACUCACUUGCGGUGCACCACCAGGCUCUGUGGCUGUUGUCAGGUCUGGAUUCUGGCGGUAUCAAUCUACAGUCAGUGCGCCAUGAAGAGGGAAAGCGCAUACACACAUUGCGAGAUCACACCUCAGCCGUGUCGGUUUUGACACUGUCACAAGACGAGACAUCAGUCCUGAGCGGCAGCUGGGACAAAACGAUCAACGACUGGGACCUCAAUACCGGACAAGUGAAGAGGAAGUUUGAAUCUAGUGGUGGUCAAAUCUCAGCCAUCGAGCAACGGCCGCUAUCGACUCUCCCGAUCCCUCAAGACACCGAUACGCUGCCUCAGUCGAACGGCACCUAUUCCUCGAAUAACGCCUCUCGACCACGAGCGAAUGGCAGCUUUGCAAACGGCAUCGAGACAACAGCACGCCCAGUGCAAGCGAGAGAAGAGAAUGGCAUCGAGGAUGCGCAAGGCUCGCCAGAUGAUUCGUUGUUCGGGGACAAGGACUCUUUGUUCGGCGACGGUCAAGACAACAACCCCUCCUCUGCAAUUCCUACAUUUGGAGACGAUGAUGACGAGUUUUCAAGAGCCAUCGCCAACGGUAUCCAACAAGCCGAUGAUGAUGCUCCGGGCGACCUCGACAUGAUGGACCUGGGCGGUCCUGUCCAAGCUCCUUCCGAGCAACCAGCCGAACUUGUACAAGACGCUGAAGCGGAGACCCAGACGGCUCAGUUGACCAACGGAGCUGCAGACCAUCAAUCGGACAGUACCGCGAAUGGCGUGAUGCAUGACGACGAAUCUAACACAAUCACUGCAAGUUCGGUUGGCACAACAAGCCACGGUCAAGCUGAACAGCCUGCUUCCUCCGAAACAACGUUCAUGGACGCCUCCAUGGACGGCACAUUGCGAAUAUGGGACCGCCGACAGCCGAAUCCAGUUGCGCGUAUAUCACCACCAAGAAACACGCCUCCCUGGUGCAUGAAUGCUUGCUGGUCACCAGACGGCAACUUUAUAUAUGCAGGCAGAAGAAAUGGCACUGUGGAUGAGUACAGCUUACACAAGGGCUUGCGAGAACCCAGAAGAACCUUCAGGUUCCCAAGUGUCAGCGGAGUUGUGAGUGCUGUACGGGCAAUGCCCAACGGAAAGCACCUCGUCUGUGCUUCGUAUGAUAUCCUCCGACUCUAUGACCUGACGCAACAGGAGGCAGGUGCUAAGACCGCCGCGACUCCGUUUCUGAUUGUGCCCGGACACCGAACUGGUGUCGUCUCGCAACUAUACUUAGACCCGACAUGCACGUUUAUGAUAUCAACGGGUGGCAACAGAGGGUGGGAAGGAAGCACUACAGAAGUCUUACUUGGAUACGAGAUUGGGAUUGGGUCGUGAUGUUUUAUACCCUGAAUUACGGUGUUGAAGGUAUCUGUUCGGUUUGGGGAGUUCAAUUCCAUGUAGAGGACAUUUUUGCGAUUUGCAUAGCAAGAACUGCAUUUACACAUCUAUUGUAUAUGUAUAGACUUUGAGAUGAC
Molecule: messenger RNA, 2243 nt
Organism: Dothidotthia symphoricarpi CBS 119687
Lineage: Eukaryota; Fungi; Ascomycota; Dothideomycetes; Pleosporales; Dothidotthiaceae
Product: WD40 repeat-like protein
Exons: 3
Coding region: 73-2103 (676 amino acids)
Molecular function (GO): protein binding
Source: RefSeq, a predicted model, not a curated record